This is a messenger RNA of Equus quagga, 1944 nucleotides long. RefSeq names its product methionyl aminopeptidase 2 (gene METAP2). Lineage: Eukaryota; Metazoa; Chordata; Mammalia; Perissodactyla; Equidae. Gene Ontology annotation, molecular function: metalloaminopeptidase activity. The record is from RefSeq and is a predicted model, not a curated record. The transcript has 11 exons. Gene Ontology annotation, biological process: proteolysis. The coding region runs from base 74 to 1510 and encodes 478 amino acids.
GCGGGUGUAGGCGGGUGAAGAAGGAGCGGGCCCUUGCCGCUCGGUCUCACUCCCUCGCGCUUUCUCGGGCAACAUGGCGGGUGUGGAGGAGGCAGCGUCCUCCGGGAGCCACCUGAAUGGCGACCUGGAUCCAGACGACAGGGAGGAGGGAGCUGCCUCUACGGCUGAGGAGGCAGCCAAGAAAAAAAGACGGAAGAAGAAGAAGAGUAAAGGGGCUGCCACAGCAGGACAACAGGAACCUGAUAAAGAAUCAGGAACCUCAGUUGAUGAGGUAGCAAGACAGUUGGAAAGACAAGCGUUGGAAGAGAAAGAAAGAGAUGAUGACGAUGAAGAUGGAGAUGGUGAUGGAGAUGGAGCAACUGGAAAGAAGAAGAAAAAGAAGAAGAAGAAGAGAGGACCAAAAGUUCAGACAGACCCUCCCUCAGUUCCAAUAUGUGACCUGUAUCCUAACGGUGUAUUUCCCAAAGGACAAGAAUGCGAGUACCCACCCACACAAGAUGGGCGAACAGCUGCUUGGAGAACUACAAGUGAAGAAAAGAAAGCAUUAGAUCAAGCUAGUGAAGAGAUUUGGAAUGAUUUUCGAGAAGCCGCAGAAGCACAUCGACAAGUUAGAAAAUACGUUAUGAGCUGGAUCAAGCCUGGGAUGACAAUGAUAGAAAUCUGUGAAAAGUUGGAAGACUGUUCACGAAAGCUAAUAAAAGAGAAUGGAUUAAACGCAGGCCUGGCAUUUCCUACUGGGUGUUCUCUCAAUAACUGCGCUGCCCAUUAUACUCCCAAUGCUGGUGACACAACAGUAUUACAGUAUGAUGACAUCUGUAAGAUAGACUUUGGAACACAUAUAAGUGGUAGGAUUAUUGACUGUGCUUUUACUGUCACUUUUAAUCCCAAAUAUGAUACAUUAUUAAAAGCUGUAAAAGAUGCCACUAACACUGGAAUAAAGUGUGCUGGAAUUGAUGUCCGUCUAUGUGAUGUUGGUGAGGCCAUCCAAGAAGUUAUGGAAUCCUAUGAGGUUGAAAUAGAUGGGAAGACAUAUCAAGUGAAACCAAUCCGUAAUCUAAAUGGACAUUCAAUUGGGCCAUAUAGAAUACAUGCUGGGAAAACAGUGCCCAUUGUGAAAGGAGGAGAGGCAACAAGAAUGGAGGAAGGAGAAGUGUAUGCUAUUGAAACCUUUGGUAGCACAGGAAAAGGUGUUGUUCAUGAUGAUAUGGAAUGUUCACAUUACAUGAAAAAUUUUGAUGUUGGACAUGUGCCAAUAAGGCUUCCAAGAACAAAACACUUGUUAAAUGUCAUCAAUGAAAACUUUGGCACCCUUGCCUUCUGCCGCAGAUGGCUGGAUCGCUUGGGAGAAAGUAAAUACUUGAUGGCUUUGAAGAAUCUGUGUGACUUGGGCAUUGUAGAUCCAUAUCCACCAUUAUGUGACAUUAAAGGAUCAUAUACAGCGCAGUUUGAACAUACCAUACUGUUGCGUCCAACAUGUAAAGAAGUUGUCAGCAGAGGAGAUGACUAUUAAACUUAGUCCAAAGCCACCACAACAUCUUUUAUUUUCUAAGCUUUGUUGGAAUACAUUAUACCAGAAUUAAUUUGCAACAUGUUGUCUGUUUGACAGUGGACCUAUGUAAUACUUUUAUCCAUGUUUAAAAAGGAAGGAAUUUGAUCAAAGGCAUACCAUCUAAUGUAAUUAACCAAGGAAAAAGCUUUCAGGACUUUCAGAUGUUAACUGUUUUUCCCCUGUCUAGGAAAUGCUAUAAAGCUCAAAUUAGUUAGAAAUGACUUAUACAUGUUGUUUUGAACACCCAGGAGACGCUUUUCAUAUAUUUAUAUUGCCAUAUUCUUAAUUGAAUGCUUUGAAUGACUACAUCCACUUCUGCACCUAUAUCCUCUGGUAUUGCUUUUUAACCUUCCUGGAAUCCAUUUUCUAAAAAAUAAAGACAUUUUCAGAUCUGA